GAGACUGAGAGGGAAGGGGAGUAGGGGUGUUAGGCCUCGCGGGCUGCCUGGGCUGCGGGCUGCCGGGCCGUUCCGUGAGGCGGGGACCGGAGAGCUGCGGGGCCCGGGCGCGCGGGCUUCACGCCAAGCUCCGGGAGGCGCCUGAGCGAGCGGGCCGGCCGGCAGCUGCGGCCGGGAGUCCCCCAGCCGGGACCAUGGGCUGCUUCUUCUCCAAGAGGCGCAAUUCGGAGAAAGAGUCGCAGCCCAAGGGCGAGGAGGAGCCGCCGAAGCAGUACAGCUGGGACCAGCGCGAGAAGGUUGAUCCAAAAGACUACAUGUUCAGUGGACUGAAGAAUGAAACAGUAGGUCGCUUACCUGGGAAGGUGGCAGGACAACAGUUUCUCAUUCAAGACUGUGAGAGCUGUAACAUCUAUAUUUUUGAUCACUCUGCUACAAUUACUAUUGAUGACUGUACUAACUGCGUCAUUUUUCUGGGACCUGUGAAAGGCAGCGUGUUUUUCCGCAAUUGCAGAGAUUGCAAGUGCGCACUAGCCUGCCAACAGUUUCGUGUGCGGGACUGUAGAAAGCUGGAAGUCUUUUUGUGCUGCGCCACUCAACCCAUUAUUGAGUCUUCCACAAAUAUCAAGUUUGGCUGUUUUCAAUGGUACUACCCUGAAUUAGCUUUCCAGUUCAAAGAUGCAGGGCUAAGUAUCUUCAAUAACAACUGGAGUAAUAUCCACGACUUUACACCUGUGUCUGGAGAACUCAACUGGAGCCUUCUUCCAGAAAAUGCUGUUAUUCACAACUACGUUCCUCUGCCUACUACCAAUGAGCUCCAAGCUGUCCGCAUUUCCACAGAAGCCAAUAGAAGUAUCGUUCCUGUAACCCAGGGCCAGAGACAGAAGAACAGUGAUGAGUCAUGCCUAGUGGUAUUAUUUGCUGGUGAUUAUACUAUCGCAAAUGCCAUGAAACUAAUUGAUGAGAUGGUUCAUUUAGGUUUUUUCCUGAUUCAGACAAAGGAAGUAUCCAUGAAAGCUGAGGAUGCUCAGAGGGUUUUUCGGGAAAGAGCACCUGAAUUCCUUCAACUUCUGAACAAAGGUCCUGUUAUUGCCUUGGAGUUUAAUGGAGAUCGUGUUGUAGAAGAUUGUCAAAAUGUCGUCAACGAGAUAUUCAAGAGCACCAAGACGUUUGUAUCACAAAACAAGGAGACAGCAUCUAGAGAUAUAGAUGGCUUCUACAACUUUGCUGAUAUACAGAUGGGAAUGUGAAGUGCACCGCAGAACCAGGGACUUGGUAUUAAAGCCCUUCUCAAUUUGUAUAUUACCAACGGCUUUUACUAAGGCAAACAUUGUUAAAGUUGAUUCUUCAAUAAAUUAUUGAAUACUGCAUCAUUUA
Eptesicus fuscus (big brown bat) is the source of this 1374-nucleotide messenger RNA. RefSeq names its product RP2 activator of ARL3 GTPase (gene RP2). Gene Ontology annotation, cellular component: periciliary membrane compartment; cilium. Gene Ontology annotation, biological process: post-Golgi vesicle-mediated transport. The record is from RefSeq and is a predicted model, not a curated record. Gene Ontology annotation, molecular function: GTPase activator activity. The transcript has 5 exons. NCBI's taxonomy places the organism in Eukaryota, Metazoa, Chordata, Mammalia, Chiroptera, Vespertilionidae. Bases 195 to 1247 code for a protein of 350 amino acids.